AAUCUUUUUUAAAAGCCCCAAAAAUCAAAGAAGUGAGAAAAAGAAAAAGAAGCGUAAACUAGGAGAGAUAAGAUAUUUUAUUUAACAACAGUAACAACAAAAACAACUCACCAAACAAAACAAGAACAACCUUAAAGGGUCAGUCUAGGAAGUCUGAUAUCUAAAUAAUAGGAAUUACAGAAAGAGAAAAAGGACAACACAGAGGGAAGGAAACGAUCAAGGAAAUAAUUGAAGAACAUUUCCUGGAACUGAAGGGCAUUAGUUUUCAUAUUGAAAAGACUCACUGAGUAUUCAGCACAGUGGAUGAAACAGACCCACCCAAAGCACAAUCAUCAUGAGAUUUCAAAACACUGGAAACAAAGAGAAGAUCCUGAGUUUCCAGAGAGGAAAACAAACAAACAAACAAACAAAAACAAGUUACAUAAAAAGAAUCAGAAUUGCCUUGGACUCUCAACACACCAGAAACUAGAAGGCAGUGGGGGCAGUGCCUUCAACAUUCUUCAGGAAAAAUAAAUCCAAACCUAGAAUUCUAUAUCCAGCCUAAUUAUACAUCAAAGAUGAGGGUAAAAUAAAGAUACCUGCAGGCUGCAAGGUCUCAAAAAAUUUACCUCCCAUGCACCCUUACUCAGGAAGCUACAGGAAGAUGUAUACCACCAAAACAAGGAAGAAAGAAAAAAAAAGAUGAAAACAUAGAGUACAGGACACAGGAGUGCCAAUACAGGAGAGACAUGAAAGGGGGCCCCUGGAUGGCGACGAAGGAAGAUCUCAGGAGGACAGCUGUGCACACCAGCAAACCAGCACAGAUUUGAGCAGGUCAGAAGACUCCUGAGAGAAUUCUUUGGGUGGUUUACAUUGAUAGACUAUCUAGUGCUUCUGAAUAUCUUGAAAGGAGAUCUAAACAACUGGUAAAGAGUUUGGGGUUGAAUUAGUUAUGAAUACUUGAAUUAGUUAUAAAAAACAAAAAGACAAGACAGUUAUUAACUCCAGGGAAAACAAAGUUGUGAAAGAAAGAAAAAAAAAAAGCCAGGAGUGUACCAUUGGGCUUAGCUCCGAAUAAGGAAUAUUCAGUCAAAAUUAUUUAAAUACUAAUGUAACCAACAUUAUAGUUUAACUUCCGGAAGAAUGGGGAGAUGGGAAGUGCAUGUUUGUGUUGGGGUCCUGGUAGGAGGGAGAACUAAAAAUUCUCAUAUUCCUUGGAUAAUAAUAGAUAAUGCCCCAAAAUGGAAAAAUAAACCCAGCAAUAUAAGGUUGUUAUUUGCAGCCCUAGUAAUAAGUGCCAAAAUAAUCAGCUAAAAGAGGUCUCAUCUCUGAGGAGGGAUAAGACAGGGCAGUAGGUGCCAGGGACUGCAGUUUUUCUUAACAAAAUCUCCAAAACUGUUUGGCUUUUUAAACAGUGUACCUGUAUAACGGGUAAGAAAUUAAACACUAAAAACAACUGGCAUAGGAUUUAAGAUCAUGAACUUUGGACUCAGGUCUGUGUUUAAGUCUUGCCACUUACUAAUGGUGUGACCUUGAGCAGUUUAUUUAUCUGCUUCCCACCUGUUUUCUCAUCUGAAAAAUGAGGACAGUAUUUGCUUUACAGAUUUGUUGUAAGGAUUAAAUGAUGUGAUAUUUUUAAAGUACACAUAGCGUAGUACAUAGCACAUUCAGAUGAUUAUUUUCUGGGUUGCUUCUCCAGUUUAGAGCAAGCAAUUAAAGUCAGAGGAGUGGACAGGUAAACACAGCCAGGGUCUCCUAUUUGUCUAGAGUAGGUGGGAUGAUUUCUGAUUCAGAGGGUCAUCCCAAGAUGGACUCUCAGGGCGUUUGGGGCCAGGUUAAUUAAGCACUGGGCUCCAACUGAGUGUUGAUCUGAAAUAGCCCAACUUCUCAUCUGCAGAUCUUAGAAGAAUUUUAAGUUUACUUGAAUUUUAAGAAGCUUAAUUACAUCUUAAUUGAGAAAAGAGAACAAGUGAAAAUGUGCUUAAAUAUAUGAAAGGGGAAAUUUAAGUUAAAGAGGAGAAAAAACUUUUAGACUAGAAGAGGUCAAUGAAAGAUAUUAAUAGAUUUUCUGUUUUAGUAGCCAUCUUUUGCCUGAGGAGCCUGUAGAGUCCUACCUGGAUUUGGGGGUUGUAUGAAAUAGUUUCUAAGGGGUUUAUCUAGUUUUUCUGGGAACAAUAGGAACAAAACAGAAAAGGGGCCUUAUAAAAAAGCAGGCUCUAAAUAUUUGAACAACUACACUUUUAUUUUCUGCCUCUUUUGAUUGUGAGUCGUUGCAUGGAAGGAAGCUUCUAACUAUCCCACCCUAUGCAGAGACCCCAGAAUCCAACAAUAGUGUGUAUACUUCCUUCAUGAAGUCUCAUCGCUGCUAUGACCUGAUUCCCACAAGCUCCAAAUUGGUUGUAUUUGAUACUUCCCUGCAGGUGAAGAAAGCUUUCUUUGCUUUGGUGACUAAUGGUGUACGAGCUGCCCCUUUGUGGGAUAGUAAGAAGCAAAGUUUUGUAGGCAUGCUAACCAUCACCGAUUUCAUCAAUAUCCUGCAUCGAUACUAUAAAUCAGCCUUGGUACAGAUCUAUGAGCUGGAAGAACACAAGAUAGAAACUUGGAGAGAGGUGUACCUACAGGAUUCCUUCAAACCACUCGUCUGCAUUUCUCCUAAUGCCAGCUUGUUCGAUGCUGUCUCUUCAUUAAUUCGAAACAAGAUCCACAGACUGCCAGUUAUUGACCCGGAAUCAGGCAACACUUUGUACAUCCUCACCCACAAGCGCAUCCUCAAGUUCCUCAAAUUGUUUAUCACUGAGUUCCCCAAGCCAGAGUUCAUGUCUAAGUCUCUGGAAGAGCUACAGAUUGGCACCUAUGCCAACAUUGCUAUGGUCCGCACCACCACGCCUGUCUAUGUGGCUCUGGGCAUCUUUGUUCAACACCGAGUCUCAGCACUGCCAGUAGUAGAUGAGAAAGGGCGUGUGGUGGACAUCUACUCCAAGUUUGAUGUUAUCAAUCUGGCAGCAGAAAAGACCUACAACAACCUAGAUGUGUCUGUGACCAAAGCCCUACAACAUCGAUCCCAUUACUUUGAGGGUGUCCUCAAGUGCUACCUGCACGAGACUCUGGAGACCAUCAUCAACAGGCUGGUGGAAGCAGAGGUUCACCGGCUUGUUGUGGUGGAUGAGAAUGAUGUGGUCAAGGGGAUUGUAUCACUGUCUGACAUCCUGCAGGCCCUGGUGCUCACAGGAGGAGAGAAGCCCUGAGCUGGGGAAGGGGUCAGGCAGCACCAGGGGAUAUGCCCCACUCACUGCCUGCCCAAAGUUCUAGGAACCACAGGUGAAACCUUGAGAGAAUUGUGACUCUCUUCCCUGCUCGGGAGCUGGGGAGGGUGCGGGGGGAGGAAGGAGAAUGGAUUUUUAGCUGUCCUUAUCCUCAUGCAUACAGCCUAGCCCAUCCUAGCCCCAGCCUCUUAGAUGUAGCCUCCUUUCUGAGUGAAUGAUGGGCUGUGUGCCCCUCAGGCUAAUUCUGAUCUCUGAGAGAUCCCCAGACCUCACCCAGCCUUUGCCUGUCUCCCUGCCCCUGACUCCACCCUAAGAUAAUAGCACAACAAAACUCUUCCUAAGAUAUUUUUAUUCAUCCUGUUUCAUGCUAUAUGGAGGAGGCUGAGUCCAUUUAGUGACAUUUCUUCCCAUAAUGGGAGUGGGGAGGAUUGUGGGGAGGAGGGCCUUUGGGUUCCUGUGCUAUGUGCAUAUGAAGGGAGAUGGGGGUUAGGUGGAGGAGGAGGGCAGAGUGAUUAGCUGAGGUUAUUGCUUUUCAUGGCAAACCUAAUUAAAAUGACAGGAACCUCUUCA
This is a messenger RNA of Leptonychotes weddellii (Weddell seal), 3812 nucleotides long. NCBI's taxonomy places the organism in Eukaryota, Metazoa, Chordata, Mammalia, Carnivora, Phocidae. The record is from RefSeq and is a predicted model, not a curated record.